GGGUUCGUGUCUAUGUAUAUAAAUUAAGGUGAAAAGAGGGUGAAGGUAGAGAAAGUCAAGAAGAAGAAGAGCAGAGAAGAAGAGAAAUGGCAGCAAACGCUCCAACCAUUCCUCUCCUCACUCCAUACAAGAUGGGAAAGUUCGAGCUCUCCCACAGGGUAGUGCUAGCACCUUUAACGAGGAACAGAUCGUACGGCAACACUCCUCAGCCGCAUGCCGCUCUUUACUACUCUCAGCGGACGACUCCCGGCGGCCUUCUCAUCACCGAGGCCACUGGAGUUUCCGACACUGCCCAAGGGUAUCCCGAAACUCCGGGGAUUUGGACGAAGGAGCAAGUCGAAGCUUGGAAGCCGAUCGUGAAUGCUGUCCACGAGAAAGGCGGUAUUUUCUUCUGUCAAAUUUGGCAUGUCGGCCGUGUCUCGACCACUGGAUAUCAGCCUAAUGGGGAGGCGCCAAUAUCUUGCACGGACAAGGGAGUGACGCCAGGGCUUGACGGAGUGGACUGGUCACCUCCUCGUCGCCUCCGAACCGAUGAAAUUCCUCUCAUCAUAAACGACUUCAGGCUUGCCGCACGGAAUGCCGUCGAAGCUGGGUUUGACGGGGUAGAGGUCCACGGGGCCAAUGGCUACCUGAUCGACCAGUUCAUGAAGGACACCGUGAAUGACCGGACCGACCGGUAUGGUGGAAGCUUGGAGAACCGGUGCAGGUUUGCCGUGGAGGUGGUGGAAUCCGUGGUUAAAGAGAUUGGACCAGACCGGGUCGGAAUGAGGCUCUCGCCCUUUGCCAACUACAUGGAAACUGCGGACACAAAUCCGGAAGCCCUUGGACUUUACAUGGCCAAUGCACUCAACAAGUACGGCAUCCUCUACCUACACGCGAUAGAGCCGAGGAUGGCUAAGAUCGGGGACAGGUACGAGACCCCUCACAGCCUCCUUCCGAUGAGGAAGGCCUUCAGGGGUACUUUCAUAGCCGCUGGCGGGUACAGGAGGGACGAGGGGAACAAGGCGAUCGCCGAGAAUUAUGCGGACCUCGUCGCCUUCGGGCGACUGUUCCUGGCGAAUCCGGAUCUUCCGAGACGGUUCAAGCUCGAUGCUCCACUCAACAAGUACAACCGGGACACCUUCUAUAUCCCCGACCCCGUCGUGGGCUACACCGAUUACCCAUUCCUCGAAGAUUCCGAGCUUCGAUCUGCUCCUUCAUCCACAUCCUAGAAAUUUCCUUUUGCUGCAGGCCACCAUAUUUAGAUAAAAUUAAAUAAUAUUUGGCUUCGUCUCCGGAAGACCAAACUCAAUAAUUUCAUGCCGGUGGCACUAAAAUAUUUCUGUUGACUGAUUAAAAGGAAAAGACAUAAUUGAAUUGAG
Molecule: messenger RNA, 1361 nt
Organism: Punica granatum (pomegranate)
Lineage: Eukaryota; Viridiplantae; Streptophyta; Magnoliopsida; Myrtales; Lythraceae
Source: RefSeq, a predicted model, not a curated record